GGUCUAGAAAUCGGCGAAUUGGACGUCCUGCGUGAACCAGAACUGAGGCGUGAAGCGAUCUUCACUUUUGAACCUACGGACCGAAAAUAUUACUCUAGACGCAAAGUCACGCGCGAACGGGAGCCUUUUCGCUCACUAGACGAGUGUCUGCUUUGCGAUUCUCUCGGAAAAUUCAGGACACCAAACAUCACGGAUAAUAUCCAAACAGAUCACGUCAGGCAAGGUCCUAUAGCUCAAGAUGGACGACAGAAUGGAUCUCGACGACCACUCGCCAGCUCACCAUGUUGGCGAACCACAAAGCGGUGUUCACAGUGCCGCCUAUUUCUACAACCAGUACGACGACGACAUACCACUGGACCCUGAGCUCAUGGCUGGAGAUGAUGAUCAAACGGACGGCCUUGACGGCUACGAUCUCGACGACGAACAAAUGCAGGACGGCUUUGUCGACCCCGAAGAGGAAUUUAUAGACUCUGAUACCGAAGAGAUUCGUGCCGAAAUCCACAAAUUCGAAACCGUCCGCGACGCAUGGUUAGCUGAACACCGUGCCGACCUCCCCUCAGCUGCUUACACAGUCCUCCCUGGCGUCUCGAAAUCGAUGUCAAAACAGAUAAACAACAGCCUUAACGAUGGAAGCACCACGACCGUGGCUCCCUCCGCACCAGCACCCAAGCCCCUCCGGCCUCGUCGAAAACUCGGCCCUCGCAAGCCUCCGCGUCCUCCUCCGGAAAUUCAAAUCCGCAUCGCCGCGGCCCGCACAGCCUUCGACCGCCGGGAGUACCAAGAAGCGAUCAACAUGGUCAAGGAGAUCAUCCGGCAGCGCCCCGCAACGCCACAAGCCUGGAACCUACUCUCUCUGAUUCACGAGGAACUUGGCAACCGCGAAGCGGCGACCAUGUGCUUGAUUUCGGGCGCCUGGCUGAUCCCCAAGGACGCGCGCCACUGGAUGAACGUGGCGCUCUACUGCUUGUACGGGGUCGACAUGAUGGACGAGACCGACCCCCGUCGGAAGCUGGCGCUGGAAAGAGCGGUUAUGUGCUACUCGCAGGCGUUGCAGGCGGAUAAGCAGAACGUGGAGGCAAGGACGGGGAAGGCGGAUGCGCUGAUGCAACUUGGUCAGAGUCACCUGGCGUUGGCGCAGUAUUUGAGGGCGCUCAAGGUGCAGCCGUUGAAUAUUCGAACCGUAAGAAACCUCGCGGAGGCGGCGCUGGAUGGGAGGGAUCCAAGAAAGAAUGCGGAGGCGGCCAAGGCGGCCUAUAGACAUAUCAUUGAGUAUUUGUGGAGCCAGGGUGAUGAGGUGUAUGAGGCGAUGGAGGGCGAGUUUGAGUGGAGUGAUUUGAGAAUUUAUCUCGAGUUCUUUACGAUACUGGAGCAGUGGGAGCAAGGCGCGGCGGAGCUGAAGAGGGUCGCGAGGUGGAAGUUGGGCCGGAGGGCGGAGGAGUUCUGGGAUCGCUGGCCGGGUGAGGAUAGGGAAUGGGAUGAGGAUGAUGAGAGGAGGGAGUUGUGCGAGGAUUAUGAACCGGGACGGUUCUCGCCGAUGCAGUACGGACGGGCGUUGCCUGUGGAUUUGAGGGCUAGGUUGUACGUCUUCAGGAUGAAGAUGGGGGACAUGUACGAGGCAGAGAAGCAUCUGACGUCGUUGGACCCGUCGGCGGACACGGCGGUUGAAGACUUUUACGAUUUCCCCGAUUGUCUGAAGGAUAUUGGUAAUGCCCUGCUGGAUAAUGAAUUCCCGGCGAAGGCGUUGCAGUACUUCAGCUUAUACGAAAAGAUCGCCGACCUGGCUGGCGAUAUCUCGAUGGAUGCAGACAUCCUCGUAAGUCUCGGUCGAUGUCACAUGGCCUUAGGCGAUAAGUCGGCCGCCGAGGAACGCUUCAUUGCCGCCAUUGAGGAUGAUGAGGAUAACAUUGAGGCUCGUGUUUGCCUCGCCAAUAUGUACGAGCACGUUUCGGAUCGGGAAGGUCGCGAAGAAGCUUUCCUUUUGGUCAGAGAUGCUAUGAACCUCGAGGCCAACCAGUACACCCUUGACCAAGAAGGGAAUCUGGUCCCCAAGAGAAAGCGUCGCAGAGCUACCGGUCCCAGGAAGCCACGCAAACCGAGAGACCCCAACAGGCCGAGAGACCCCAACAACCCUAAGAAGUACGUCCCGCGCCGUCUCAUCAACGCGGAGAAGCGCAAACAGGUGGAUCUUGAACGCACUAAGGUGGCGACCAAGAAUUAUGAAAUUGUGCAGGAGUUGCAAGAGCGUGCGUUCCACAGCGACGAUUUUGAAGCCAUUCAGAACUGGACACGUGCGGCCAGGGACCUCGUCGAAGACUUCCGCUCCUUCAAGGAGUUCUAUCCCUGGGACAAGUACGUCAAGUAUCUGGGACUUGGUGGCACCGGUGGUGGCGGUGCUGCCGUGCCGUCUAGGAACUUGAAGCUGGCGGCCAUGGCCGAACGUCUCCGUCAAGGCCUCAACCCCGAGAACGGCGAUGGCACAGACAAUAUCCCUGCCGCCUCAAAGGCUCGUGUCCUCAAGUUCCCUUCUGCACAUCGCGGCAUCCCCUUUUCCGCCUGGCUCGACAUCUUCCUCUCCCUCGCCUUUGCGCUUGUCAGACAAAACCAACACCGCGAGGCCUACGUCGUCUGCCACGCCGCCCGCGACUCCGUAGUCUGGACUGCCACGGAUUCGACAUAUCUCAUCCACGUCGCGUGGGCGUCGUGCGCCGUGUACGCCGGCGACGAAGAAACCUGCGUGGCCAUCGCCCGUUACUUCAUGCGCGACUACCUGCCCGGCACCGACUCGUAUCGGAUGUUCGCCGCCAUGUGCCGGACCUGCCAGACGCCUGUAAGCUGGUACACGUCGGGUCCAGCGCAAAAGUUCAUUCUCCGGCAGAUCAAGACGAUGGAUGCCCUUGUCAUGCGCCAGAACGGCCAGGACGAAUUUCCCCCGCCAGCAUCAUCACAAAGAUCACCUUCCAAAUCGCAGCAACAAUCGCCCCUCAAAUCCCGAUCCCGCGGUGACCUUGUCGCCGCACCACUCUCAACAGCUUCCCAACAAUCCGAAUCCAACAACGACGUUACUACCCUUAAUAACCCCCAACAACACCCACCGGCAGGUGACAUCACCCUCGACGUAGCCCUUUUGACAAUCUACGGCCACAUCCUCUUUACUACCACCUCGUACUCGUAUGCGCUCUCGUACUUCGCGCGCGCCGCAUCCUUGGACCCGGAAAACCCACUGAUCAACCUCUCCAUCGGCCUCGCCUACGUGCACUACGCCCUGAAGAGACAAGCCACCAACCGCCAAUACCUACUCACGCAGGGGUUUGCUUUCCUGUUCCGAUAUUACCGCAAUCGCACCGAGGAAGAUCCCACGGCUACCAUAGGGCAGAAGAUGGAGGCUCAUUUUAAUAUGGGGAGGGCGUACAGUUUGAUUGGAUUGGGGAAUCUUGCAGGAGGAUUUUAUAGGCGGGUGUUGGAGGAGGCUGAGAGGGUUAGGAAGCAGGAAGGGGAGGAGAGUACAGAGAAAAGGAGUAGGUGGGAGGAGACGUUGGUGGUGGAGGCGGCGUAUAAUGUGAGGUGUAUGUGUUUUUUGUUGGGGGACGUGAAGGGCGCCAAGGCGGUCGCGGAGCGGUGGUUAGUUUUGGAGUGAGUACAAAAGUAUGAAAAAGGUGAGCGAGUGAAAGGUUAGCUAGGUAGCUGGCUGUUAGGAGGAAGGGAGAAAGGGGAGCAAGAGAGAGAGAGAGCGUUGAGAAUUGAAAAUGGCCGCAUUUUGCCUUGUCUAGGUAGA
Molecule: messenger RNA, 3772 nt
Organism: Neurospora hispaniola
Lineage: Eukaryota; Fungi; Ascomycota; Sordariomycetes; Sordariales; Sordariaceae
Exons: 1
Coding region: 239-3634 (1131 amino acids)
Biological process (GO): transcription by RNA polymerase III
Cellular component (GO): transcription factor TFIIIC complex
Molecular function (GO): protein binding
Source: RefSeq, a predicted model, not a curated record